Ctenopharyngodon idella (grass carp) is the source of this 2266-nucleotide messenger RNA. RefSeq lists its product as uncharacterized. Lineage: Eukaryota; Metazoa; Chordata; Actinopteri; Cypriniformes; Xenocyprididae. The transcript has a single exon. The record is from RefSeq and is a predicted model, not a curated record. The coding region runs from base 764 to 1891 and encodes 375 amino acids.
UAAUGCUACCUCAACCCAAGCAUUUAACCCAGCACCUCUGUGCCACUAACAAGAGCGGUUUUAACUAUCCAAUAGCUCUUCCUGGAGAUGCUGGUCCCCUGCAUCUUGGUUACCUACCCAAAACAGCUCCCAAAACUAAUCCAUGCUAUCAUGUCUUUAUCCAACAUCCAGUUGGUCUGCAAACCCUUCUUCCAAACUAACACUCAUUCUAUAGACUUACAUAUCUUCAUUCUUCAUUGAAGCACAUUUCAUUUAAACUUAUAUUGUACACCGUCUUCAUUUGCUUGAGUCAUCUUGUUCAUGUGCCAUUCAGAAUCAUCAUCAGUAUGGUGCUGACUGAAAUAAGAGAACUGUAAUACAGAAUGAAUGGCUGAGUGAAUGAAAGUUGGUGAUCUGAGUUCUUGCGUAAUCAUGUUUUGUUUUUAAUGUGUUUUAACCAAUGUUUGACUUGUUUUUAGACCACUAUGUGAUAUGGUCAUCUCUCUUACAUUUUUACAAUCUUGAAAUAAUCUUAAAAAUUAACCAUUCAAUAAAACUACAUCUUUAAAAGCUUUUCUGAUUACGACGACAGAAAAGUACUUCAACUUUUCUUUGUGUAAACCACUCAACUAUAGAAGAGUUCCUGAGAAGAUCAGGAACUGAGGCUGAGAUCAGAUCUGAAAAAGAGAACAACAAACUCACAGCGGAAAGAUCUGGAGAAGGGACCCCAGUGUCCAUUCCAACAACCUUCAGACUGACUAAAGAGGAACCACAGCUACAACCAAUGCUACAAAAACAGCUACAACCAAUGCUACAACCACAGUUAGAACCAAUGCUACAACCACAGUUAGAACCAAUGCUACAAAAACAGCUACAACCAAUGCUACAACCACAGUUAGAACCAAUGCUACAACCACAGUUACAAGGAAUGCCAGAGCUACAACCACAGUUAGAACCAAUGCUACAACCACAGUUACAAGGAAUGCCAGAGCUACAACCACAGUUAGAACCAAUGCUACAACCACAGCUACAACAGCUACAACCAAUGCUACAACCACAGUUAGAACCAAUGCUACAACCAAUUCUACAACCACAGUUACAAGGAAUGCCAGAGCUACAACCACAGUUAGAACCAAUGCUACAACCAAUUCUACAACCACAGUUACAAGGAAUGCCAGAGCUACAACCACGGUUAGAACCAAUGCUACAACCAAUUCUACAACCACAGUUACAAGGGAUGCCAGAGCUACAACCACAGUUAGAACCAAUGCUACAACCAAUUCUACAAUCACAGUUACAAGGGAUGCCAAAGCUACAACUACAGUUAGAACCAAUGCUACAACCAAUUCUACAACCACAGUUACAAGGGAUGCCAGAGCUACAACCACAGUUAGAACCAAUGCUACAACCACAGUUACAAGGAAUGCCAGAGCUACAACCACAGUUAGAACCAAUGCUACAACCACAGUUACAAGGGAUGCCAGAGCUACAACCACAGUUAGAACCAAUGCUACAACCACAGUUACAAGGAAUACCAGAGCUACAACCACAGUUAGAACCAAUGCUACAACCAAUUCUACAACCACAGUUACAAGGGAUGCCAGAGCUACAACCAAAGUUAGAACCAAUUCUACAACCACAGUUACAAGGAAUACCAGAGCUACAACUACAGUUAGAACCAAUGCUACAACCAGUUCUACAACCACAGUUACAACCAAUGCUACAACCACAGAUACAACCUGUGCUACAACCACAACUGCAACCUCAGCUACAACAGCUGCAACCAAUGAAUCAAACAAGAACUUCAGUUUCCGAAGAUGAAGGCUCAAAUCACAUCACAAUACAAGAGAGUGACAUGGAUCAAGAUGUCUUAGCUUUUAAGGUGGAUGUUGAAGGUGAUUUAAAUAGUUAGCUCCAUCAUUCUGCAAAUAAUGAUGAGAGCAAAAUAUUUGCCAUUGACAUUUACCACCUAACAACCAUUUAAUGUCAUCUAUUUGGAUCCAUUUUCUGAAUUUAGAAACAAAAGCAGCCCUGUUCUACAAUGUAGCUGCAUUUCAUAAUUAUUCACCAGUAAAAUUCUAUCACCAAAUAUUUAUCUAACAAAGACCAUCUCACUAAAACAUGAUAUUGUACCAUCUUGAAUCUAACUUCUAGCAGAAAGAGUGACAUUUUGAUAUAAAUAAUAAAAAAAAACACUAAGAUACAAACCUUUUGUAAGAUUAUCCAUUGUAAGGCCAUAAAUACAGUGCAGUUCAUUUAGCUAAGUUAACUUUAAAUAUGCAAUGUA